This is a messenger RNA of Entelurus aequoreus (snake pipefish), 3522 nucleotides long. RefSeq names its product hexokinase 1 (gene hk1). Lineage: Eukaryota; Metazoa; Chordata; Actinopteri; Syngnathiformes; Syngnathidae. Bases 225 to 2978 code for a protein of 917 amino acids. The transcript has 21 exons. The record is from RefSeq and is a predicted model, not a curated record. Gene Ontology annotation, cellular component: cytosol; mitochondrion. Gene Ontology annotation, molecular function: D-glucose binding; mannokinase activity; ATP binding. Gene Ontology annotation, biological process: glucose 6-phosphate metabolic process; intracellular glucose homeostasis; glycolytic process.
CUGACUUUCAUUCACGUGCUGUACCGGGGACUGCCUCACUUAUGAAACAACUCUUGACUGGAACCCGGAUUUAUCUUUAUUGCUUAAUCUGUUAGUUGUUGGCCUGUUUUAUUAAUUGAAAUAGAAGUUAAGAAGGGUAUCUUCUUUUUUUUGUUGUCUUUAAUUUCCCCCCCAUCUGUAUUUGUGGGUCAGCCUGCAUGUGUGUGUGAGAGAAGAGCAGCAGGAUGAUUGCAGCUCAACUACUAGCCUACUACUUCACUGAACUCAAGGAUGACCAGGUUAAAAAGAUUGACAAGUACUUGUACUUCAUGCGCUUCUCCGAUGAGACGCUGGUGGACAUCAUGCAGCGGUUCCGCAUGGAGCUCGUCAAAGGACUGGGACGCGACACCAACGCCACGGCGUCUCUAAAGAUGUUGCCAACAUUUGUGCGCUCUAUCCCCGACGGCUCAGAGAAAGGAGACUUUAUCGCAUUGGAUUUGGGAGGAAGUGCCUUCAGGAUUCUUCGUGUCCGAGUGAGUCACGAGAAAAAGCAGACGGUUCAGAUGGAGAGCCAAAUCUACGAGACGCCAGAGGACAUCAUACACGGCAGUGGGACGAGACUGUUCGACCAUGUGGCCGAGUGUCUGGGUGACUUCAUGGAAAAACACAACAUUAAAGACAAGAAACUGCCAGUUGGCUGGACCUUCUCCUUCCCUUGUCAACAAACCAACCUUGACGUGAGUACUCUGAUCACGUGGACGAAGCGCUUCAAGGCGAGCGGGGUGGAGGGCAUGGAUGUCGUGAAGCUGCUUAACAAUGCCAUCAAGCUACGAGGUGACUACGAAGCUGACAUCAUGGCUGUGGUGAACGACACCGUGGGAACUAUGAUGACAUGCGGCUUUGACGAUCAACGCUGUGAAGUCGGAAUUAUCAUCGGAACCGGUACCAACGCCUGCUACAUGGAGGAGCUGCGCCACAUCGACCUGGUGGAGGGCGAUGAAGGCAGGAUGUGUGUGAACACUGAGUGGGGGGCUUUCGGAGACGAUGGCCGCCUGGAGGACAUCAGGACAGAGUUUGACCGAGAAAUUGACCGAGGCUCUCUCAACCCUGGCAAACAGCUAUUUGAGAAGAUGGUGAGCGGGCUGUACAUGGGUGAGCUGGUUCGUCUUAUUCUGGUCAAGAUGGCCCGAGAGGGUCUGCUGUUUGAGGGAAGAAUCACAGCUGAGCUGCUAACCAAAGGGAAAAUCGAGACCAAGCAUGUUUCUGCCAUUGAGAAGAGUAAGGAGGGAUUAACCAAGGCCAAAGAGAUUUUAAACAGACUUGGUGUGGAGCCCUCAGCUGAGGACUGCAUCGCUGUUCAACAUGUCUGUACUAUUGUGUCUUUCCGCUCUGCCAACCUGGUAGCGGCGGUGCUAGCGGGCAUCCUCAAGAAGCUCAAAGAAAACAAAGGUGUGGCCCGACUCCGCACUACUGUUGGCAUUGACGGAUCUCUCUACAAGAUGCACCCACAGUAUGCCCGACGUCUUCAUAAGGCGGUCCGCCGCCUCGUCCCUGACUCUGAUGUGCGGUUCCUCUUGUCAGAGAGCGGCAGUGGAAAAGGAGCCGCCAUGGUGACUGCUGUGGCCUACAGACUCGCUGAGCAAUCUCGACAAAUUGCAAAAACUCUGUCAGAGUUCCGCCUGACGACUGAACAACUGCUAGAGGUAAAGAAGCGAAUGAGGACUGAGAUCCAAAAUGGCCUUUCCAAGGAAACGCAUGCGUCUGCCACUGUCAAAAUGUUGCCAACCUUUGUAUGCAGUGUUCCUGAUGGCUCAGAAAACGGUGACUUCCUAGCUUUGGAUUUAGGAGGAACCAACUUUCGAGUUCUGAUGGUGAAGAUUCGCUCUGGGAAAAAGAGAACUGUGGAGAUGCACAACAAGAUCUAUGCCAUUCCUCUUGAAGUCAUGCAGGGUACGGGAGAGGAGCUGUUUGAUCACAUUGUUCAUUGUAUAAGCGACUUCCUGGACUACAUGGGGAUGAAGAACGCUCGUCUUCCUCUGGGCUUCACCUUCUCCUUCCCCUGCUUGCAGACCAGCCUGGAUGCUGGCAUCCUGGUGACAUGGACCAAAGGGUUUAAGGCGACAGACUGUGAAGGAGAAGAUGUGGUGGGGCUUCUGAGGGAGGCCAUUAAGAGGCGAGAGGAGUUUGACCUGGAUGUUGUGGCUGUAGUCAACGACACUGUGGGAACCAUGAUGACCUGUGCCUACGAGGAGCCCACCUGCGAGAUCGGUCUCAUCGCCGGCACUGGCAGUAAUGCGUGUUACAUGGAGGAGAUGAGGAACAUUGGGAUGGUGGAUGGUGAUUUAGGCCGCAUGUGUGUCAAUAUGGAGUGGGGUGCGUUUGGCGAUAAUGGAUGCCUAGACGACUUCAGGACGGAGUAUGACCGCAUUGUGGAUGAUUUCUCCCUUCACCCAGGCAAACAGAGAUACGAGAAAAUGUGUAGCGGCAUGUACCUUGGUGAAAUAGUGCGGAACAUACUAAUAGAUUUUACCAAGAGGGGCUACCUCUUCAGAGGUCAGAUUUCAGAGACGCUGAAGACCAGAAGCAUCUUUGAAACCAAGUUCCUGUCUCAGAUUGAGAGCGACAGACUGGCUUUACUUCAAGUGAGGUCCAUCUUACAACACCUAGGGCUGGACAGCACUUGUGAUGACAGUAUCAUUGUCAAAGAGGUGUGUGGAGUGGUGUCGCACCGUGCUGCUCAGCUCUGUGGGGCAGGGAUGGCAGCUGUGGUUGAUAAGAUCAGAGAAAAUCGCGGACUGGAUCAUUUGAACAUCACCGUCGGGGUGGAUGGGACUCUCUACAAACUGCAUCCACACUUCUCUCGCGUCAUGCACCAGACGGUCAAGGAGCUGGCUCCUCAGUGUAACGUCAACUUCCUGUUGUCGGAGGAUGGCAGCGGCAAAGGAGCGGCGCUCAUCACGGCGGUGGGUGUGCGAGUGAGACAAGAGCUGAACAAGUGAGGAUUUGUGGGAGUUCCACGUGGCGCCUUCCUGCGCUGUCUUCACUUCUGUCUUCCCCCCGACCAAAGCAGAACAGGCAGCGUCCUAUUACAGUAGCUGCUUUAGCCGACAGAAAGAAGAAGAAGUUGUCUUGAAGUAGCACAAAUCUCCUUACGAGUACAAAAUGAUAAAAAAAGCUUUACACAUAUUUACUUUGAUGGUGUCAGCACUCUUGUGGUGUGUAUUAUUGCCACCUUAAAAAAAUCACCUAGUAACUGCAGGCUAUCACACUUCAAAGAAUGUCAAAAUAUUUCUCCAUGUUUCCUAGCUGCAAAGGUUUUGUACCAAAAUCCCCACGACGUAUCAACAGAAGACGUAAAUAUGGUAUGAAGUUAAACUAAUAAUACACAAAUGUGAAAGGGAAUAUUUUUGCUUUUAGGGUUUUAUCCAGAUAUACAACUAAUUAUAUUUUACAUAUUAUUCUGUUAUUUAUUUUAUUUUUGUAUCAAGAGGUGAUGACAAUGUAACUGCUGCAAUCAAAAAGCUUAUUAAAUAAGGUGCCUCA